Molecule: messenger RNA, 846 nt
Organism: Penicillium pulvis
Lineage: Eukaryota; Fungi; Ascomycota; Eurotiomycetes; Eurotiales; Aspergillaceae
Product: SGNH/GDSL hydrolase family protein
Exons: 5
Coding region: 1-846 (281 amino acids)
Molecular function (GO): hydrolase activity, acting on ester bonds
Source: RefSeq, a predicted model, not a curated record
AUGGCUGCAGCGUCACAUUUAGGAAUUAAGGCAUUGCCUACCUACUUCUUUACCUUUGGCGAUUCGUACAGCAUGACUAGCUUCGAUGUGUACGGCGAACAAGCAACGCCUCAAGACCCGAUGGGGAAUCCGGCACUGGGCACGGGUACAACAGGAGGGGGUAUCAACUGGAUAGGCGACCUAACGACAGCAGAUAACGACUCACUCGUCUUGAGUUACAACCUCGCAGUAGGAGGAGCAACAAUUGACAAUGACAUUAUCGAUGCUGGAGUGGAAGACAUGGCGACACAAGUUCAGACAUUUCUAUCAGUAUACGGUGAUAAACCUGCGAUAGCGCCAUGGGGCUCUGAAAACACCGUCUUCGGUUUUUGGAUUGGAAUCAACGACGUCGGCUGGGCAUAUGCUAGUGAGAACGCCAGUGUUCUCGUACCAGAGCUCAUGGCCGAGUACAAAUUGCUUGUGGAGCAAAUUUAUGCGAAGGGAGGGCGGAAAUUCCUCUUUUUGAAUGUCCCGCCGACUAGCCGCAGUCCGUAUAUUUUGGAUCAAGGGUUAGAGGCGUCACAAGAGCACGCGGCGUGGCUCUCGGUUUUUAAUGAGCAUCUCAAGCUGAUGGUGUUGGGAUUUCAAGAUGAUCAUCCAGAGAUCCAAACCGUCAUUUACAAUUCUUGGAAUUUUAUGACUGGCGUUUUGGAUGAUCCACAUAAAUACGGAUACCCGAAUAAUACAUGCAUUGAUGAUGAUGGAACAAGCUGUAUCUGGUGGAAUGAUUAUCAUCCUGGAUUGAAGUAUCACGCGUUGCAGGCUAGGGAUAUGAAGAAAUACCUCUCUCCGUUUAGAGCGUGGUAG